ACUGCUGCACACGGCCCGUCCCCUUACGGGGCUGCGCUGGAGAAAGUCAGGUUCAGGGUCGUGAGUUUCCCGACUCUCGUGAAUUCGGGUUCCAGACGGGGCCUCGUUCCUGUGGCGUCCGCCAUCCCUGCAGGCGUCACCACCAGCACCGUCACCACCAGCAUCUUCCUGGAAGCUCCACCGCUGCAUAUCGCUCCACACAGCUGGAAUCCUCCCCCGAUCGCCAUGGCCUGGCCUUUCCUAAAGGUUUUGCUGGUGGGGGCCAGUCUGCUGGGAUGUCUUUAUCCUCUCGUGGAUUUUAGCUCCAGUGGGGAAACAAGAGACCAGAAACCGAAUUUCGUGAUCAUCUUGGCAGAUGACAUGGGGUGGGGUGACCUGGGAGCGAACUGGGCAGAGACGAAGGACACCGCCAACCUUGAUAAGAUGGCUGCGGAAGGAAUGAGGUUUGUGGAUUUCCACGCGGCUGCGUCGACCUGCUCGCCGUCGCGGGCCGCCCUGCUCACCGGCCGGCUCGGCCUCCGCAAUGGAGUCCCUCGCAACUUCGCGGUCGCCUCUGUGGGGGGCCUUCCGCUCAACGAGACCACCUUGGCCGAAGUGCUGCAGCGGGCUGGCUACGUCACCGCGUUGAUCGGCAAGUGGCAUCUUGGGCACCACGGCUCUUACCACCCCAACUUCCGAGGGUUUGAUUACUACUUUGGAAUCCCGUACAGCCAUGACAUGGGCUGCACUGAUACCCCCGGCUACAACCACCCCCCUUGCCCGGCAUGUCCACGGGGCGGUAGACCGUCAAGGGGCCUUGAGAAGGGCUGUUACUCUGACGUGGCCCUUCCCCUCUAUGAAAACCUCAACAUCGUGGAGCAGCCCGUGAACUUGAGCGGCCUCGCGCAGAAGUACGCCGAGAAGGCUACCCAGUUCAUCCAGUGGGCGAGUGCCAGCGGAAGACCCUUCCUGCUCUACGUGGGCCUGGCCCACAUGCACGUGCCCUUGUCCAGGAACCCGCUGUCAGCAGAAGCCGGGGGUCGAAGGCCGUACAGCGCGGCUCUCCGGGAGAUGGACAGCCUCGUGGGCCGGAUCAAGGACAAAGUUGACCUCACAGCUAAAAACAACACAUUCCUUUGGUUUACAGGGGACAAUGGCCCAUGGGCUCAGAAGUGUGAGCUGGCAGGGAGCGUGGGACCCUUCACCGGAUUGUGGCAAACUCGUCAAGGGGGAAGCGCAGCCAAGCAGACCACCUGGGAAGGCGGGCACCGAGUCCCGGCCCUGGCUUACUGGCCCGGCAGGGUCCCCGCCAACGCCACCAGCACGGCUUUGCUGAGCUCCAUGGAAACUUUGAAUCACGUAAGCGCCUUUCCAGUGAUGUGUAUCGGUCAUGAUUCAUACCGAGGCGGCCUUACGUUUCCAGCCCAAAGCCACCGACUUGCCAAGGGUGCCGGCCAUUUAUUUCUACCAAACCUUGUCCUUGGGAACCCUGAACUAGGUGUUUCCAUUCUGGAGGGUGAUUCUUUUUAUUUUUUUAUUUUUGGGGGGGCCACGCCACUUGGCUUGCAGGAUCUUAGCUCCGCGACCAGGGCUCGAACCCGUGCCCCCUGCAGUGGAAGCGCGGAGUUGGCGGGUGAUUCCUGCAUUGAUGACUUGCUCGGUCUGAGUGCGGUGGCACGGAGUCAGAGGGGAUCUGUGUUUGGAGGGAAGGCCGUGCCCAGUUCUGGAGAAAUCACACGGAGACGCCCUGACGUGAGAGAGAGUCGACUGCAUGCUGAAGAAGCCGUUUUUCAAAGAGAUCCAAGGAUCACCACCGAUCUGUGUCAGGCUCCCUGGGAAUAUUUCCAAAACAUGCAGAUCCCAGGCCCCAUCUUGACCCUGAGGGGUGGGGCUCAGACGGGGGCCAGCCUCCUGGGUGGGUGACCCCUGCUGUCACAGAGGGACCCGCACUUACAAGGACCCUGUGCUUGCUUUAAAGCACACGUGCUGUGGCCACCUUGAAAUUCUUAAUUUUUUUUUUUGUGUGU
Kogia breviceps (pygmy sperm whale) is the source of this 2006-nucleotide messenger RNA. The record is from RefSeq and is a predicted model, not a curated record. Lineage: Eukaryota; Metazoa; Chordata; Mammalia; Artiodactyla; Physeteridae.